AUGGAGCUAGACCCAAGUCCGACCUUGAAUCUGCCCUCACCGACGGCGACCCAUCGGUCGCCGGAGGAUCAGGACCUACUUGCACGAUCAACUAAGAAGCCCAAGAGGAGACGGGAAAUGCUCGGGCCCCAGAUGGAUCUACAAUCUUCGAGAACAAGACAAGAGUCACCCUCUCUAGCAGAUAUUGCAUCCCCGGAAUCCAACCAAUGGACGACUCCGGCGGCUUCCCCAAGUUCUGCAUGGACGAGAAGAACCCAGAUGCCCCCGAUGGAGGAGGAGUACGAUUCAGAUGAUGAUGUGAUGAAUGAAAACCUUGCCAAAUCGGAGUAUCCCGUUAUCUUGGUUACUAAAGAAGAGAAGGAAAGAUUGAGAAGACCGUGGCGUAAGUCCCUCAUUAUUAAGCUUCUUGGUAGAACUGUGGGUUAUUCUUUUCUGUUGCAGAAACUACAGAGAAUGUGGAAGCCGGAAGCACCAUUUGAGCUGAUAGCACUUGACCUAGACUAUUUUCUUGUGAAAUUCGAAUCCACCAGAGAUCUUGAAACCGCCAUGUACGGUGGCCCUUGGCUAGUGCUAGACCAUUACCUGGUGGUUCAACGAUGGGAGCCCAACUUUGACCCAAGAAACAAGAAAACAAAGAAAUUGCUAGUGUGGAUCAGGUUCCCAACCAUGCCCAUUGAGUAUUUUGAGGAAGAGUUUCUUAUGAGGUUAGGGAAAGGGCUAGGCAAACCAGUUAAAAUAGACUUAACUACUGGCUUGGUGGCAAAAGGCAAGUUUGCAAGGAUCUGUGUAGAGAUCGACAUCUCGCAGCCCCUAAUGCCCAAAUACGUUCUUGACGAGAAGGAAUGGCUAAUUGAGUAUGAAGGCUUUCACCUCGUGUGUUUCGAAUGUGGUACAUACGGUCAUCGUCAAGAAAAUUGUGGUAAGAUUGCAGGGGUGGAAGUGAUGGACUCUGACCAUCAAGGCGGAAGCCAACCGGAGAGACCGCAACCGAUAACAUCCCAAGAACCACCUAAGAAAUACGGGGCUUGGAUGCUUGUUUCGAGAAAGGAGAGGAGACAUAGGCCGAAAGGCCAAAAUAACCAUGGUGUGGCUAAACAGCAGGAAACUGCAAGAACGACAGAGAAAAACUUUGAAGGUAUAGGGGAACAGAGCUGUUUUGCAUCACUAGACGGUUUGGAGGAAGAACAAGUAGCUUAG
This is a messenger RNA of Ipomoea nil (Japanese morning glory), 1197 nucleotides long. RefSeq lists its product as uncharacterized. NCBI's taxonomy places the organism in Eukaryota, Viridiplantae, Streptophyta, Magnoliopsida, Solanales, Convolvulaceae. The coding region runs from base 1 to 1197 and encodes 398 amino acids. The record is from RefSeq and is a predicted model, not a curated record. The transcript has a single exon. Gene Ontology annotation, molecular function: zinc ion binding; nucleic acid binding.